AGGUCUUUGGGCAUAGCAGUUUAUUUUUAUUUGCACAGCAGUUUUGCAUAGCAUUUACUUGUGGCAAUGAAGAAAAAGGGUGACCUCGACCUUGGCAUUAUUUCAACACCUAGAUUCCAAUCUCCCUUGAUUGAAGUCUGUCCCAUUUGAAAUGCGUCACUCCAGGACUGUAUAAGAUGUCUGCCUAAAUGGAGGUUUGCAUCAGUUGAUAAAGGCUUAGAAAUCCGGGACCUUGAGCCUGCCUCCUCUGGCCAAGCCUGAGCUGCUACUUCCACCACUCUUCCUCUUGCCCGGGGAAGGAGGGAGCUUCCCGGGGAGCAGAGAGACGCAGUGGCCUGGGUGGUCCUCCCCAACCACCAGGCUUGGAAAGAUCACCCUCUCCCGGGAUCCCCGGACACUGCCGCCAAUCAGCAGUGCCCAGUCAUGGAGUUCGCCUGGCUGGACACGCGCUGGGCGAGGCCCUUUUACCUGGCGUUCGUGUUGUUCUUGACCCUGGGGCUGCUGCAGGCCAUCAAGCUCUACCUGCGGAGGCAGCAGCUGCUGCGAGAUCUGCGCGCCUUUCCCGGUCCAACCCCGCACUGGUUCACCGGGAACCAGAAGUUACUUCUGGAGGAUAACUUGGAGGAACUUGAAGAGGUUGUCAGAAAAUACCCGUGUGCCUUUCCCAUGUGGAUUGGGCCUUUUCAGACAUUUUUCUAUAUCUAUGACCCAGACUAUGCAAGGACAUUUCUGAGCAGAACAGAUCCCAAGUCCAAGUACAUAUACAAGUUCUUGAUGCCGUUAAUCGGAGAAGGACUACUGAAUCUAAAUGGACCCAUAUGGUUCCAGCACCGACGUCUAAUAACUCCUGCAUUUAAUUUUAAUAUUUUGAAAUCCUAUGUCAAUGUGAUGACCCAGUCUGUGAACAUAAUGCUGAGUAAAUGGGAGAAGAUGUGUGGCACUCAAAAUACACUUGUGGAGGUCUUUGGGGACAUCAGCUUGAUGACUCUGGAUACACACAUGAAAUGUACCUUCAGCAAAGAGACCAACUGCCAGAUAAACAGCUCCCAUGAUGAAUAUGUCAAUGCACUAUCUGAAGGCUCCAAAAUUGUCUUUAAACGCACGUACACUUUCUUGUUUCACCAUGACAUGAUUUUCAAAUUCACCACAGCUUACUGCCGCUUACAGAAGAUAGCCAACAUUCUGCAUCAGUACACAGUAAUGGGGGAUUAUUAUUCUACCACAGAGCUGAUAAUCCAAGGCCGAAGGCAAUCCCUCAAGGAUAAGAAGGAACAGGGUAACACCGAGAAGAGGAAGCACCAGGAUUUUCUGGAUAUUAUCCUUUCUGCCCAGGCUGAAAAUCACAACAGCUUCUCAGAUACCGACCUGCAUUCUGAGGCGAACACAUUCAUGGUGGCAGGGCAAGAUACCAUAGCAGGGGCCAUUGCCUGGCUCCUCUACCACCUGGCUCAGAACCCUGAGUAUCAGGAGAGAUGCCGGGAAGAGAUCAGGGGCAUCCUGGGGAAUGGAUCUUCUAUCACCUGGGACCAGCUGGGUGAGAUGUCAUAUACCACAAUGUGUAUCAAGGAGUCACUCCGACUGAUACCUACAGUCACAGCCAUUUCCAGAGAACUUAGGAAGCCCAUAACCUUCCCAGAUGGACGCUCCUUGCCUGCAGGAAUUACAAUGGUGCUCAGUAUUUGGGGUCUUCACCGCAACCCUGCCAUCUGGGAAAACCCCAAGGUUUUUGACCCCUCGAGGUUCUCUCCAGAGAAUUAUAGUAAGAGACACACCCACUCCUUCUUGCCAUUCUCAGCUGGACCAAGGAACUGCAUUGGGCAGCACUUUGCCAUGACUGAGUUAAAGGUGGCCAUUGCCUUGAUUCUGCUCCGCUUCAAAGUGGCUCUGGACCCCACCAGGCAUCCUUCACCCUCAGUUCAGGUUCUCCUGAAACCCAAGAAUGGGAUCCACUUGUACCUGAAAAAAAUUUCCUAAUAUUAGAGCCCAGGGUACAAUGAUUAUGUGUAUUUUAUUUUAAAGUAAAUUAUGACUAAUGCUAUAAGAACAUUAAUGGAAUCAAAGUGGUGUGAGAGGGCUAUGGAUUGGUGGGAUGCUGGUCUCUGUGGAGCUGCAUGGUAUUGAGAGACAUUCUUAGAUCUGUUUCUGUAUGACUUUGGAAGAUUUUCAGGUCUAUUCUACUUGAUUUUGGCUACUAUUAAUGCUACAUACCAAGAAUUCUGCUUGGGACGUUCGGACACGUUCUGUUGUUUUUUCAGAAUUACACAGUAAUAGGUGAAUGUAUUCUCACUACAAUAAUUUCUAACACUAAAACAAGCUUGUAAAG
Phyllostomus discolor (pale spear-nosed bat) is the source of this 2323-nucleotide messenger RNA. RefSeq names its product cytochrome P450 4X1. Gene Ontology annotation, molecular function: monooxygenase activity; iron ion binding; oxidoreductase activity, acting on paired donors, with incorporation or reduction of molecular oxygen. Lineage: Eukaryota; Metazoa; Chordata; Mammalia; Chiroptera; Phyllostomidae. The transcript is spliced from 12 exons. The coding region runs from base 424 to 1974 and encodes 516 amino acids. The record is from RefSeq and is a predicted model, not a curated record.